Messenger RNA from Neoarthrinium moseri, 1155 nucleotides. RefSeq lists its product as uncharacterized. Gene Ontology annotation, biological process: phospholipid metabolic process. Bases 1 to 1155 code for a protein of 384 amino acids. The record is from RefSeq and is a predicted model, not a curated record. Lineage: Eukaryota; Fungi; Ascomycota; Sordariomycetes; Amphisphaeriales; Apiosporaceae. The transcript is spliced from 3 exons. Gene Ontology annotation, molecular function: phosphatidate phosphatase activity.
AUGGGUCUCUUCAGCCAUAAGUCACGCCAGGAACCUGGACACACCAGCACUACUACAGCCGGAGCCUCCUCAUCCCGCGCGGGUCUCUUUGGGAAACGAAGAGACCAUGUCAACGAGUCGUAUAGUAUGGCUACGAAACCGCGCUUUGGCCAAUGGCUGAAAUAUACCUGGCUUGAUAUACUCACCAUGGUUAUCAUGGGUGUCAUCGGCCUCGGUGUCUACGAAGCUCAUCCCGCCCCGACUCGAUCCUUCCCUGUUACCUUCUCAGAUGGAGAGAUUGUGUUCCCUGAAUUCGGAUAUCCCCUGCGCAAGGAGAUUGUACCCAUUUGGGCUGCUGCGCUAUUGGCCGCCUUGGUCCCGAUCGUGGUCUUUCUGUUUAUGCAAAUUCGCAUACGAUCAUUCUGGGACGUUAAUAAUGCUGUCAUUGGACUCCUCUACUCCCUCAUAACUGCAGCUGUAUUUCAGGUCUUCCUCAAGUGGCUCAUUGGUGGACUUCGGCCGCACUUCCUGGCCGUUUGCAAGCCCGACCUCAGCCUCGCAAGCAAUAAUCCUGGGGAUGUUGGUGCUGGAUACAAUGGUGUCGGUUACACCAACGUUUACUACACCAGAGAAAUAUGCACCGGCGACAUCAACGAGAUCGAUGAUUCUCUCGAGUCAUUUCCGUCUGGGCAUACCACUGCCGCAUUCGCAGGCUUCGUCUACCUGUACCUAUACCUAAAUGCAAAGCUCAAGGUCUUUGCCAACUAUCACCCAGCUAUGUGGAAGUUGAUCGCCGUCUAUGCCCCAAUCCUGGGUGCAACCCUGAUUGGAGGUGCCCUUACCAUAGAUGAGUAUCAUAACUGGUACGAUGUUGUUGCAGGAGCUAUCAUCGGCACCGUCAUGGCCUUUUCGUCCUACCGCAUGACGUAUGCUGCCAUCUGGGACUGGCGUAUUAAUCACAUUCCUCUCAGCCGCGGAACUCCGUUUGCCUAUGGCGGUGGUGCUGAGUUAAGCGAUGCACUUUGGACACGAAAGGUUGGCUGGGGUAGCGGCAGCGGUUUCCAGCACGGAGAGAAGAACGCGCACACUGGCCAUGGCGCCUACAGUAACGGCGUUGGCCAUCGCAAGCCUGUCGGCAAUGGUACGGGACCUGCCAGAGCUGACGAGAUGGUUUAG